CCUGUGUGGCAGCAAAUGUCGACGCAGCCACCGGCUUGUCCGGUUACCUCACUAACUUCGAUUCGGGGCCUCUCUCCCCCCUUCGUCAGAAAACACCCUUCCCUUUCGCUCCUGCACUUCUCCUUUCUUACGGGGGAGAGAGAGAGCGAGAGAGCGAGAGAGUCGCUGCUGCUGCUCUCCUCUGUUUCUAAAAGGAUGAAAGGAGGAAAGGGAAAGGGAGCUACGAAGAAAGAGGCAUCAUUAAAGCUUGUUGAUGACAGGAAGCUUGGGAAACGGAAGGCUGCUGUAAAACCAAGCAAAAAUAGUAAAAGGGCAGAAAAGAAAAAAAAAAUUGCCAAGAAAGAUCCCAAUAAGCCCAAGAGACCUCCUAGUGCUUUUUUUGUAUUUCUGGAAGAAUUUAGGAAGACAUACAAGCAAGAGCAUCCUAAUGUGAAGUCUGUGUCAGUGGUCGGCAAAGCAGGAGGUGAAAAAUGGAAGUCAAUGUCUGAUGCUGAGAAAGCCCCCUUUGAAGCUAAAGCUGCAAAGAAGAAAAGUGAAUAUGAGAAGCUUAUUUCGGCCUAUAACAAAAAACAAGAAAGUGUGGCUGAUGAUGGUGAUGAAGAGUCUGACAGGUCCAAGUCUGAGAUGAAUGAUGAUGAGGAUGAGGAGGAUGUAGAGGAAGAAGAGGAAGAAGAUGAUGAUGAUGACGAUGACGAGUAAUGGUAUAGAGGAGCAUAGCAUGAGCUAUCUGCACCUACACCAGCAACCACACGCCACACUCAGGUGACAUAGUGAAAGAUGACUAGGCUUCUUAGCAGAGUGGGAAAAGGAGGAAAUCUUGGGAAUUUUGAUCAUUCAAAGAAGUCUAUACGAUAUGGUUGGCCUCUAAUCUAUGUCAAAUGCAUGUUGCACAUGCGUAGAGCAUUUCCAAAAAGCUUGGGUGCUGUCUGAACAUGGCUAUAUACAUGCUUAAUAAGAUUGUCAAUACAUGGUAAGUGCAUUCGUCAGCAUAUUGUAAUUCCAUAAUUAAAAGAAGGUAAUAUAGUUGAUUGAACUCCAGAAAGUUGUGUAUUUACCAUUUUUCUGAGGUGUCCAGAUCCAUAACCAUGUCCUGAAGUUUUUGAAACACGGUUGCUCCAUUUCUUAGGAGUGUCCAUGUGAAUGCUUACGAUCCUGCAAAAUUAGCUGCUAUAAAUGCAGUUACUGUAUCCUUCUGAUCUGCUGACAUAUUGUUUGUACUUUUUUGGGUACAUGGAUUAUGACUGAACAGCUAGAUGUUUCCUUAGCUUCUCUUGUUCAAAGACAUCUGGACUUAGCUUGAUAUGGAUCUGCUUUGAUGUUGAUUGAUAAUUCCAGCAAGUUACUU
Molecule: messenger RNA, 1345 nt
Organism: Nymphaea colorata (pocket water lily)
Lineage: Eukaryota; Viridiplantae; Streptophyta; Magnoliopsida; Nymphaeales; Nymphaeaceae
Product: high mobility group B protein 3-like
Exons: 9
Coding region: 16-699 (227 amino acids)
Source: RefSeq, a predicted model, not a curated record